Molecule: messenger RNA, 384 nt
Organism: Ostreobium quekettii
Lineage: Eukaryota; Viridiplantae; Chlorophyta; Ulvophyceae; Bryopsidales; Ostreobiaceae
Source: the annotation of a GenBank genome assembly
AUGCGCAUUGAGCUGCGUGUGGCUGUGACAGCGUGUGCGGCCAGGUUUCGGUUUGAUGCCCGUCUGAGGCUGUGGGGUGGAGAUUUCGAAUCUGCUCAGUUUGUCUCCCGGUGGCGUCGACAGCGGGCCGGCCGUGGUGCUAUUGCGGUUGAUGGUCAUUGCGGAAAACAAACGCGAACCGGCACAGGGCGUGGUCAGGCUGCCUUUGCAGGAUUUUCAGUGUAUCGGUACGACGUGUUGGUACGAUGUUUGGGUAGUGGCGGCGUAUGGAGCCGGAUUUAUCGGCGUAGAAGGAAUCGUAUGAAAAGGGUGCGCAUGCGCCUUGUGAACUUCUUGGAAUGGGAUAGCUCUGCUGGGCGCUGCGAGCUGCGCUUGGGGAGGUGA